AUGGAAGUAUACCAGCGGCGGGGAAAUCUUCGUUUUUUCGGAAUUAAAGAAGAAGCCGAUACGGAGGAGGAUGCGAGAGAGGUUUUGGUUGGAUUCCUUAAAACAGAGCUUGGUAUGGAAAAUGCAGACCAAAUCGAAUUCCAAAGGGUUCAUCGUGUUGGAAAACGUGUUUCUUCCAAUGGUAAACCUCGACAAAUAACCGCACGUUUUUUGAAAUACCCUCAACGUGAAGAAGUUAUGUCCAAUGCUGGAAAGCUAAGAGGAAAAAACUGGACCUUCCACGUAAAAUUUUGGAAAGAAGAAGAUGACGCAAUUUAAACAAGCGAAAAAGGACGGUAAGACCGCCUAUUUUAGUAGGGCGGAACCGGAUAAAUUGUUUAUUGACGGUGUUGAGAAAAAUCAUUUAGGCCGCAUAUACUCUCUAACUAUUCAAAGUUGUAGUUUUUUUGUUUUUGUUUUUUUUGCCAAGAACUGUGGAGCAAAACCCAGAAUGCUAAUAAUUAAGAUCAAAGAUUGCAAGGUACCAGUCAAAGGUGGCGCAAUUAGCAGCUUUGUGUUGGUUCUUUGUGGCUAUUGUUAUUUUUCGUCAUUGUUUUUCGUGUUAUUUUCGUAUUGUUUAUUUUUGGGGGCCGACUCUUUAUGAAUAGAAAAACAUGCAGGUUUCAUAUAUAUCUUCUACCGCCUUUCCGCUGUUUUCUUCAGAAAUCGAAAUAUGUGACAAUGAAACUUAAUUUAAAUUUUAAACUAUUAUCUUUGAAUGUUCGAGGGAUUCGAUCUAUUGAGAAAAGAAAAGCCAUUUUCAAUUGGUUAGUCAAAAGCAAAUCGGAUAUCAGAUUUCUCCAGGAGACGUACAGCACUUCGGAAGUUGAAUUAGCAUGGAAAUCACAAUGGAGAGGAGACGUUUUGUUUAGUUACGGAUCCGAGCAUAGUAGAGGCGUCAUGAUACUUGUAAAACGUAAAAGAGAAUUUUGA
Porites lobata is the source of this 972-nucleotide messenger RNA. NCBI's taxonomy places the organism in Eukaryota, Metazoa, Cnidaria, Anthozoa, Scleractinia, Poritidae. The record is from the annotation of a GenBank genome assembly.